Messenger RNA from Daucus carota subsp. sativus, 3556 nucleotides. RefSeq lists its product as uncharacterized. Bases 99 to 3461 code for a protein of 1120 amino acids. NCBI's taxonomy places the organism in Eukaryota, Viridiplantae, Streptophyta, Magnoliopsida, Apiales, Apiaceae. The transcript is spliced from 4 exons. The record is from RefSeq and is a predicted model, not a curated record.
UAUUCUUUUUAAAAAUUAAACACACUCGCACAUCCAUUCCAAUUUUCGACCUCCUUCGUAGAGCGGGGGAGAUACCAUCUGACCAGAAGAUCAUCGGAAUGGCAACAAUCAAGCAUGACAGGCAUGAGCAUGAGCUAAACUUGAUAAAAGGCGUCGAUGUCAACAUGGCUGGAAAAGGUGCAUGUGGGGUGUGCGAAAUGCCUCUUAUUGGAGCCUCCGAUCAAAUAUACACUUGCCUCGAAAAAAAUUGCCAUAUCAAUUUUUUCUUCCUGCACAAAAAAUGUGUAGAAUUACCCACCCGAAUCACCCACCUUAACCACCCUCAACACCCCCUCACCCUCGGCCACCACCUGAUCACUCAAGAACUGCUGAGCUACGUGUCGCCAGAUGCCCCCUUAUGCGACAUUUGUCUCCGCGGAAUUGAUGAGGCCAUGUCUGUCUACUACUGCGAGGUCUGCAGUGAAGUGGUCAGUGUGUCAUCUACUAAAUCUUUGUCUUUAUUCGCGUACCUCUUGUGCAUAAGCUGCGCGACAGUAGAGUCUGUUCUUGAUCAUCCAGGACACGAGGCACACAUUUUAACCUUGGUGCCCAGGUUGAUAUAUUCGAGGUGUGAUGCUUGUGGUCUGCAACAAUAUGACAUGUGUUACACAUGUCUCGAAUGUCAAUUCUGGAUCCAUGUGAGUUGUGCUGUUUCUCCACCUACCAUCAAGCUCCGAUUUCACGAGGAUGAUACUCUGCAUCUCGUCUAUUCUGUUCCUCCCAUGUACCGCAGCUUCCUCAAGCGUUGCAGCAUCUGCAAGAACCCUGUUUUGGAAGAAUAUUGGGCUUAUUUUUGCGAAGAUUCAGGGUAUUUCGUCCACAUUCGUUGUGCAACUAGAUUGUUAGCAUCAGGUAAUUUUUCUGAAAUUAAACGAGACGAAGAGAAUGAUGGAGAAACAUACCCUGAUCUGCUUCAUUUUCCAUUGCCUACAAAGGAUUCUUUAACCGCGAUUCUGAUGACAAAGUACCAGAACCUAAUUAAAGAAGAAGGUGAUGAUGACCAUACUGGUGUCGAUGGCAGUGAGGACGAUGAGGAGGAGACUUUACUGAUAGAUCACUGGAGUCAUCUGCAGCAUCCACUGAUUCUCUUGGAAGAAAUUAAGGAUGCUCAUAAUGAUAGUGAUCAUAUCCACGACAUGUUAGUCUGCAACGGAUGUACUCUGCCCAUCUCAAAUCAAAUAAAUUACUACGGAUGCCUCGGCUGCAACUUUUUUCUCCACAUUUCUUGUGCUAAACACUUGCCACUGCAAUUGCCACCCGGAAGAUGUGUAAAUGACCCACAACACUCUCUGCAGCUCUAUUUCUAUCUAAAACAUCUGAAUGCUACACUUUUUGCCCCAGAAGCAAGGUAUCACUGCAUGUAUUUAGUGAAAGAUUUGGGGAGAUAUACUAAUCAAACUUGUUUUAACCCUUUUUUCCAUUCAAACUUGUUUCAACUUUCAGCCCAUUUUUCCGAAGGAUCAAUGGUGACCCUGAAACAUGAUAGCCAUGACCACAAACUUGAUCUAACAGAGGUGGAUGAUCAUAUGGUAGGCAAAGGCAAGUGUGGCAUUUGCGAAAUGCCUAUUGCUGAAGCCUCUUCGAUAUACAAAUGCCUCGAAAAAGAUUGUCCUAAUAACUCAUUGUCCAUAGUCUACUUUCUACACAAAACCUGUGCAGAAUUACCAAAUCAAAUCACACACCCUCACCACCCACAACACUUGCUUGUUCUCAGCCGCGGAUACAAUCAACAAUUUAGAAGAGUGACAAAAGGAUCAUAUCCCCGCUCGACGGCUUGUAAUCUUUGCCUGCAGGAUAUAAAUGAGCAAAUGUGGAAUUACAUGUGUGUGACUUGUCAUUCUGCGGUCCAGUUUACAACUGAUCGGUACUUGCACUUCUAUAAGUUUGCUUUGUGCAUAAGAUGUGCUAUUAGGGAGCCGUUUCUUCGUCAUCAAGGACACCAGCAUCACGCUUUAACCUUGUUGCGAAGACCAAUCUCAAUAGUCUGUGAUGCUUGUGGAAUUGGUGACAGUGACAUCUGUUAUACGUGCCUCCCGUGUCAAUUCUGGAUCCAUAGCACUUGUGCUGCUGCACCGGCCACCAUUAAGCUCCGGUUUCACCAGGACGACACUCUACGCCUCAUCUAUUCUAUUCCUCACAUGUACCAGGAGUUCAAGAAACAUUGCAGCAUCUGCAAGGGAAAAGUUGAGAAAGAUCACUGGGCUUAUUUCUGUGAAGACUCUGGAUAUUUCGUUCACAUAAGAUGUGCCACAACAUUGCUAGCGUCUGGAGAAAAUGAGAUUAAAUACGAGGCAGAGGCGGAACCUGAGGGGCACGGACUCUUUCCUGAUCUGCUGCAGUUUCCAUUGCCUUGCACCGACUCUUUAGUUGCGAAUCUGCUUGCAAAUUACCAAUCAGGCAAGCCAUUCUUGGCAAAAAAAAAUAAAAAAUCAGGCAAGCCAUUAACCAAUACUGAUCCAAUGAAAGAUAAGCCAGUAAUCAAACAUUGGAGCCAUGGUCAUCCAUUAAUUCUAUUGGAAAAUUUUGAUUUUGAGGAUUACGCUGACAGUGAAGAUGAGACGGAUUAUAACAACAUAGAUGAGAUGUUGAUAUGCAACGGAUGCACUAUUCCCAUCUCAAACGAACACAAAUACUAUGGCUGCAUCCGCUGCAAUCAUUUCCUCCAUAGUUCUUGUGCCAAUCACUUGCCACUGAAGUUCCAAUGUUUUCAAAACCCGAAACACUCUCUCAAAUUAAAAAAAUCAGGAACUAAAUCAGGACUCGUAACCAUCCUGUGCCACCUUUGCCAGCGAAGAACCAAUGGAUUUCACUAUCACUGUCACAGCUGUUCUAAAAACAUCGAUCUAAUCUGUUGUUUAUUACCCGACAAGAUCAAACAUGAGUGUCACAAGCACACUCUCGUUCAAUGUUACACUUCUCCUUCAUACGAUCAUGCAGCAAGCGAUUUAUGCAAUGCGUGCUGGGAACCCAUAUUUUGUGGCCUCAACUAUAAAUGUGAGACCUGCAGUGAUGUGCACAUCCACCACCAAUGCGCCAUGUUUUAUCCAAAAAGCAUUAGGCACCGCUUCGACUCUCACUCAAUCUCUCUGUCAUAUCCUCCCAUUUUUUACAAGGGCAUUAAAUACUGCGAGAUCUGUGAGCUGCAAGUCAAUCCAGAAGCCUGGUUGUAUCGGUGCUGCAAAUGUGAUCAAUGUUUCCAUCCUCUCUGCAUUCGGACAUGGCAUAAUAUGAAGCUAGGCGACACGGUUUCUCUUCGAUCACUUCACCACCAUGACUUAACAUUAGUGAUGAUAGACAAAGAAAUAUAUCCACAGCGUAUUCACAAGAAUCUCUGUUGUAGUCAAGGACAUGAUAACGACACUGUGGACAUGUACUUGCAGUGUGCUGGUUGUAAUUUAUUGUUUUGUAGAUUUUGUAACUGAUUCUUGAUUGUUACAAACAAUCGAGAAUCAAUAAAAUUCUGUUAGCAGCAUUUUGCAACAAACUAUGUAUCAAUAAAAUUCUGUUAUUUCGACAA